Messenger RNA from Pelagomonas calceolata, 997 nucleotides. The record is from the annotation of a GenBank genome assembly. Lineage: Eukaryota; Pelagophyceae; Pelagomonadales; Pelagomonadaceae.
CCUUCCUUGAGCUGCUGAAAAAGCGGCUGCACACGGCCCCCGCGCGCCCGUUGCGCAUUCAGAGGCCUCAAACUUAACCGCUACCAGCCCAGGAGCCCGCAGGAAGGAUGUCUAUCGCCGCCGCCGGCGUCCUCAGGCGAGCGGCCCUAAACGCCUUCAGGCUGAACAGCUUCCGCGCGCCGGUGCGGACCCUUUCGGCGGGGCCCAAGAAGCCAGCCGCCGAAUUGACCUUCAAAGAGGCCUGGUUGUCUGAUCCGGCGACCUACCCCAUCGUCGUGAUCAUCAGCAGUUCGUAUCAGCGUCCUUAAUGAACAACCACGACCAAAAAAGCACGUCCCUUUACCGCGGCCCGUGCGACCGGGGCGCCGUCGUGUCGUGGGAGAGCACGAGCGUGGCCGCGCCCAAAGGCCAAAAGGGCCUCUUCGCGCGCGCGUUUUACGAGAGCCGCUGCACCGGGCCGGCCGCGCAACAAUUUCUACCACACAGCCGCGGUCAUCGGCUGCUUCAGCUACUGCACCUUCUGCCUCUUCUGCUCGCCGGACGUGCGCAUCACCAAGACGGCGCGGUCGCAGGUCAUUAGAGAUUGGACGUAGGGAGCGUCGUCCUCGUAUGAAUCCCCCCGUCUAAUAUUGUCCAUCUACCUUUCUCCGCUGACGACUGUGUGGGGCGUCGAUCCCUCCGCGCUCAGCGGCGCCCGCGCGAAGCUAAGCUGCGCAUUGGCAUUGCCCUGCGCCCAGGGCGGUGAAACGCGCGCGUACUCACCGGACAAACAGAGCCGGCCCGGCAAAUUAAUAGACGAGCAUAGAUCCGGGAGCCAAGAACUGUGCGAUUUGGCUAGCUCUGCGCAGAGUUAUAGGCGCACGUUGCAAACCGGUGCUAUUGCUAAAAGCACCAGCGCGACGCAAGAGACGCCAGCGCCGCGCCAGCGACCGCCACACGCACGCGUACGGCUCGGCAGCGGGGCCACGCAUCACUGACGGUACGCGAACAACAAAAA